Messenger RNA from Ilex paraguariensis (yerba mate), 1130 nucleotides. Lineage: Eukaryota; Viridiplantae; Streptophyta; Magnoliopsida; Aquifoliales; Aquifoliaceae. The record is from the annotation of a GenBank genome assembly.
CGCGAAGUUUCUAGUGACCAACUCGCUUUCUUUCUCGAUACGUUUUUGCUCUUCUUCAUGUUCGUCGUCACUCUUUUAUUUCUCGUUAAGUUAUUUUUCUUCAGAUAAUAAUAAAUUUGUAAGUAGAGAUCUCAAAUUGAGUUUCAGAUCAAGCCUCUUGCUUCGCAAUGUCUUCUCCUGCAGAAUACUAUAACUCGCUUCCUCCUAUAAGCAAGGCUUAUGGGACCAUAUGUUUGUUCGCUACUACGGCCUAUCAAUUUGGCUUCUAUGAUCCUGAAACUAUUGCAUUGAUCUAUAAGCUAGUAUUCUCCCAUUUUCAGCUGUGGAGGCUGAUUACAAACUUCUUUUUCCUUGGCCCAUUCUCUAUCAAUUUUGGGAUUCGCCUCUUGAUGAUAGCAAGAUAUGGAGUCCAACUGGAGACUGGACCGUUUCAAAGACGUACAGCAGAUUUCUUGUGGAUGAUCAUAUUUGGUGCCAUGUCCUUAUUGGUAUUAUCAGCCAUCCCCUGGUUCCAGUCUGCCUUUUUGGGGAUAUCAAUGGUUUUCAUGCUUCUCUAUGUAUGGAGUAGAGAAUUUCCAAAUGCCAAUAUCAACAUAUAUGGCCUUGUGACCCUUAAGGCAUUCUAUUUACCAUGGGCCAUGCUUGCUUUGGAUGUAAUUUUUGGCUCACCAAUUAUGCCAGAUCUGUUGGGAAUCAUUGCUGGACACCUCUAUUACUUUUUAAGCGUGUUGCAUCCGCUUGCUGGUGGAAAGAACAGACUAAAAACGCCAAUGUGGGUGUAUCCUUUUGCCUUUUUCUCAGGAUGACAUGCACAUGUUGCUUUUCGAAAAUUUUGGCUGCUUUGCUUAUUGAAACACCAUUAUGAAUCUCUCUUCGGGGGGGCUUCUAACACCUGCCUUUCUAUUUUUCGUGGAAGUAGAAUUAUCAGCUGAUGCUCCACUUGCUGGAAGUUUUAAAUUUUCUUAACCGCCAUUACAGACAUAAGCUAGUUGCAAGGUGGGGAAUAGGAGCUCCAAUGAUCAAUCAUGCACAGCCUGACAGGGCUACUGGGGCAGCUUUCAGAGGAAGAUCUUAUCGUGUUGGUGGAUGACACUGCUGUUGUCGCUCCAGUGCGGGAUUCAGAGAUUCUA